AAAGAUUCCAUUUAGAAUCCGACCUCCACUAACCAGCUCAAAGUGUCGGCACACAGCAAAAAUACGACCCGAAAUGGCGCCACCACAGUCCUUUUCACUCCCACUGCUCCUCUUUUCCAGGAGGACUACAUCUCCACCUCGGGGAAUGGAUCAACCGAGACGAACUCAACGAAGAGUGAUCGGUGAACCUCCAAUGCCACCGCGAAUGGAACCGGUCAUCGUCAAUGCCGAGGGAGCAGAGCAGGCGCUGGAAAUUGAGCAGGAAGUGGCUGUGGGAGUCGCGCAAGAGCUGGCGCUUGGAGUCGAUCAGGAGCAGGCUUUGGGAAUCGCGCAGGAGCAGGCGCUGGAAGUCGCGGAGGAGCAGGAUCCAGAGCCGACAGCUGCGAUUCCAAACGGAACUAACUCGGGAGACGCCAACGAGUUGACCUAUCAAGCUGACACAAUCUCAGAAGCUCUGACCGAGGCCAUUGGCUCUGGCUCUAACUCGGGAGACGCAAAUGAUUUGACCGAUCUAGCUCACAUCUCAGAAACUCUCUCCGAGGCCAUUGGAUCUGGCUCUAACUCGGUAGAGUAGGCAGCAGCAGCUCUUCAGAGCAACGAAAUCUACAAGUAAGUUUUCAACUCUCACGUCUGUUCAUUUCAGAUAUGCAAAUAGUAAGUUUUCAUCACUCGUUAAGUAGAACAACCUGUUCACUUUUGAUUUGCGGAUAGGGACAUCAUAGCAUUCUGGAAAUAUGGAAAUAUAAUUAGGUAGAUCUGACUAGUCUCCAGAUCAUGUUCUGCCAUUCCAUAUUCAGUUUGCAUGAAGUUCAUUUCAGUCUUCAGAUUUGCGGAUAGGAUCAUCAUAGCAUUCUAGAUAUAUGGAAAGUAUAAUUCGGUAGAUCUGAUUAGUCUUCAGAUCCUGUGCGGCCAUUCCAUUAUAAGUUUGCUAGAAGAUUAUAAUUGACGUCAAUGAUUCAGAAAUUGUAAAAAAUGUACAACAAACAUGCUGGAUGACUACUGUUUCAGAAUCUUUUGCAUCCGUUUGCUUGAGGUCUUUCAAAAGUGUUGUUUGCAUGAUGGAUUUAGUGAUGGAUUUAUUGAUAAAUAUGAAUCCAUCAUGGAUUUUGUCCAAAAUAUUAGAAAUAACAAAUACUUUAGCCCCGCAAACUUUGAGAUUGCAAAUCCAAUGACCUAAAUGACUUGAAAAACACCCCUCUUUAAACGGAAAUUGAUCAUAGACCUAGAAAUUCUUAGUUUAUGACCAAUGUACCCUUCUUAUUUUCUUUCUUUUUCUUCAUUCAUAUGAUGACAAUAAAGUCCCUUUAUCUCUUCAACCAUAAAAAUCUAAUCAACAAAGUCCAUAAUGAAAUAUAUGAAACAAAUAAUUGUGUUUUCCAAGUCCAUAAUGAACCAAAACCCUAGUAUAUCCAUGGAUAUUCAAAAUUCAAGUUAUACAAAAACAUUUCAUUUUUUAAAUCCAAUAAGCAAACAACCGGCCACGAUUUUGCAAAACUCAAGUUCUACCAAAAUAGUUGUGCUAAACAUCUUAUGCCAUAGUUAAACAUCUUAUUACCUCCGUUAAACACAAAAAAGAUUUCAUAAGAUUCUGAUCAAACUUACUGGCUGAUGCAUCUUCACCAUUUGUAUAUAGUGAGUCCUGAAAUUCUGCUUCUGUUAUACACGAAAAAGACUUCAUCAGAUAUUAUACCAGAUACUGAAACUUACAGGCACAAAGAAAAACAUCCCAUAACUAUCAUACAAGUAAAUGAAUUGCAUACAUGAGCUAAAGACUAAAUCUAAAGUUAAGCAAAACUCCACAAAGUAGUUCCACACUGCCAUUACUGCGUCAAAACGCCCCCUUCCCCACACAGUUCAUCCAAAUUUCGGGAUGAGGUCGGAUCUGACCAAAAAUGAUACCAGUAUAUAGAUAAAAAAAAUCAAUUUAAUGGUAAGAAAUUCUUCUUAAUACCUUGAGAGAGGAUUCAAUAUCAAACAGAACACUGCAUUCACAAACAGAACAAGUCAUUUAACCAAAAACCACAAAAAGGGGAAGAAAUACACAAGCCAUAAACUGGAAUCAUAGGGAAGUUCAAUGGAGGGAGCGGACUAAUGUUCUUCAGGGCUUCAAAUGAAUAGGUAAAAGUCAUCUGGUGACCACCAAAAGGACGGACUUUUCAUAUGCUGGCUAACGUGAAAAAGAACAAGAUCGGACUUCAAACCGAUCAACGAAGAGAAAUCACAACACAAAAAACAUAUGAAACCCAGAUCUAAAAACUUAAGUUGGGAUCUUUUUCGUUAAAAAAAUAGAGAGAGUUGAUGAAAGAAUCAGAUGUAGAUCGCGUAAAAACAAAAACAUGGAGAUAGCCCUCCCAUCUCCGUGGAUCUGACUUUGUUAUACACAAAGAACCCAUCACGGAACGGUCACCGGGUUAACAAUGGGGACGGCGAGAAGAGAAGGCAGAUAGAACGGAGGGAGAGGGAAGAGCGGCCACACACAAAAAGAAAAUUCAGCCGCUUAGAGAGAGAGAGGGGGUGAAGAAAAAAGAAAAGGUAGGGUUAGAU
Messenger RNA from Linum trigynum, 2544 nucleotides. NCBI's taxonomy places the organism in Eukaryota, Viridiplantae, Streptophyta, Magnoliopsida, Malpighiales, Linaceae. The record is from the annotation of a GenBank genome assembly.